Serendipita indica DSM 11827 is the source of this 2922-nucleotide messenger RNA. The record is from the annotation of a GenBank genome assembly. NCBI's taxonomy places the organism in Eukaryota, Fungi, Basidiomycota, Agaricomycetes, Sebacinales, Serendipitaceae.
AUGGCGCCAGUCCACGAAAAUAAUCCAAUUGAACCCAACUCUGCUGAAGAGCGCAGCACUCCGCCCGCAUUUCUUGAUCUCGCAGACUCUUCUUCUCGCACGGGGACCGACAUCGCAGCGCAUCUCGUGCAGCAGAAACGUCUCGAACACGAGCGCCUUCGUCAAAUUCACCGUCACAAAUUCGAGGAGCAAAUGCGCCUCUUGGAGCAGCAGCAUGCCAAGGAAGAAAGCGAGCUGCUGAACAUACCCGGUGAUCUGCGUCAUAUUGCCGUCUCUGCACCAACAACCCCUCCGAGAUUGUCCAACGUGCUCGGAGGCGACGUGUCAGAGAACAACGCGGCGCUCGACGUACACACUGCCCACCUUGGCCCGAUCUAUCGAGCUGGCAACGUCAACGGUGUCACUUUUGCCUCUGGGAAUCAUGGUGCAGUUAGCGACAAGCGCAAUUCGGUCAACUUUGCAGACGCUGAGCGUGCCGCUCCCCUCCAUGCCGCUCAAGGCUACGUCGGUGCCAAAUCCAUGCCCGCCAGUCGCCGAGGCUCCUCCGACAGCCGUGAUGGAGAAGACAUCCUUGUGCAAAACAUGCAAGGCCUGGGCAUUAAUGAUGUCAAUACGGCAAUCUCUAAACCCAUUCUCCGCCAGACAAAGACCACUGCUCGCUUUGAUGACCACGAGUACCCUGGGAAUUACAAUGCCGGCCUUAUGCUUGACGACGAGCUAGAGAAGGAUAUCAACCAAACCAUUAAAUUCCUGCCGAAUUCUGACGAGGCCGCAAGGAACGACCCCUAUUCCAAGUUAUCCGCUUCCUCUGCGGCGUUAGAUCUGGCUCCGUUGGCUCAAACUCCUCCUCGUCCUACGUACAUGAGUCGUCAUAUGGAGGCUCAAAAGUCCUCUGAAUGGCCUUCAUUCUCGUCACGCCCCGAGAAUGCAAACCGCCUCAGCCGUGGAUAUAGUCAAGCCGCGGUUACACUCAAUGCACCACUUGAGCUUGGAGGGCAGCUGACCUCAGCUUCUCCAGCACCCAUAGGACAGUCCCAUUCGCCCGUUCCUUCCCGUCGCUCCUCCCCGAGGGCGUUCGGGAGUGAAGGCGUCAUUGGCGGCAGGUCUGUGCCCGUAACUCCGUUGAACACGGCUCCGCUCGUCUCUUCCAAUAGCGGUAGCCAAGGCAUUGGCUCCAAGUCAGGGACGCCAGCCCUUCCCAUGGGACAGGACCAGAGUCCCAUCGGCUUCAACGGGAUGGCUGCCUCCAACUUCAAUCAACGAUACAGUGGAAACUUUGAGGCAACCGGCGGCUACGGCUUACAAUCCAUUGAUGACCGCUUCAUCGACAAUGGAUACUCCAUGUCGCUCAAUGGUGAUCCACGCUAUCAAAGCGGAUAUGGCAAUGGCUACGAGAACAACUCCCGUGGUGGUUAUGGGCAAAACGCUGGCAGAUAUGGCAUGAUGGGAUCUGGCCGAGGCAUGGGAGCCGACACGAAAAUGAAUGGCUUCCAUGGGGUCAAGCACAAGCGAGGCGACAUGGACCGCGAGUUCAAUCGCUACGCAAGCAGUCGCCUCGAGGACUUGAUUGGGGAAAUCCCUCUCAUGUGCAAGGAUCAGCACGGAUGCCGUUUCCUGCAAAAGAAACUCGAGGAGGGCGUCCCCGAGCAUCGGGAUAUCAUCUUCCGCGAAACAUUUAAGCACUUUGCAGAGUUGAUGACUGACCCCUUCGGAAACUAUCUCUGCCAGAAGCUGCUUGAAUACUCUACGGAUGAACAGCGCAACCUUAUCUGCGAGUCCGUGGCGGGCGAUCUGGUUACUAUUUCCCUCAAUAUGCAUGGCACGAGGGCGGUGCAGAAAAUGAUUGAUUUCCUUUCUACGCAACGUCAGGCUGAUCCUCAAUACAACGACCAGAUUGUCGCCAUUAUCAGGGCCUUAUCCUUGCAUGUGGUCACCCUCAUCAAGGACUUGAACGGUAACCACGUCAUCCAGAAGUGCCUCAAUAGGCUCGUCCCUGAAGAUAACCAAUUUAUCUAUAAUGCAGUGGCUACUCACUGCGUCGAGGUUGCUACUCACCGUCACGGGUGCUGUGUCUUGCAGAGGUGCAUUGACCACGCAUCCGAGACGCAGCGCCUCCAACUCGUCACGGAGAUUACGUAUCACGCCUUGACACUCGUCCAGGAUCCAUAUGGCAACUAUGUGGUGCAAUAUAUUUUGGAUCUCAACGACAACAGGUUCAGUGACGCCGUGAUUCGCCAAUUCUUUGGCAACGUCUGUGCGUUAUCUGUACAAAAGUUCAGCUCGAACGUCAUCGAAAAGUGCAUCCGGGUCGCCGAACACAACACCCGCAAAUUACUUAUUGAAGAAUUACUUAAUCGUAGCCGUCUCGAGAAGCUUCUGCGCGACUCUUUCGGCAACUAUUGUGUACAGACUGCGCUUGACUAUGCAGAGCCUGGUCAAAGGAUGCUGCUUGUUGAAGGCAUCCGCCCCAUCCUGCCACUCAUCCGCAAUACUCCCUAUGGGAAGCGAAUCCAGAGCAAACUUCAGCGCGAACAAAUGGAUGUCAACAAUGUUGCGCACUACAAUGCCAACUAUCACCAAGCUCAUGCUGCUCUUGUUAACCUGGCGCUGAACAAUGGUCUCGGUGCGCAGGGAACCUCGCGACUCUCUCAUGGUUCGCCACUCGUCUCUGACUAUCAACGUUCUCCUGCCGUCUAUGGCCUGUCACCGGGACUACUCGCUGGACAACAAGGCUCUCCCCUUGUCUCCCACUCUACUCACCAGUCGCCUGCUUUGUAUAGCAGCCCCGGUGGUCCGGUGGGUCUCGACAGCUACGGGUCUCCAGCCGGCUCCCUGGGGGACAAGGCGCGGGUGCUUACCAGAACCUGGGUGCCUACAAUGGAUCCGUACAGAACGCAACGUGGAGGUGCUUACCCUUACUAA